Molecule: messenger RNA, 2512 nt
Organism: Pezoporus occidentalis (night parrot)
Lineage: Eukaryota; Metazoa; Chordata; Aves; Psittaciformes; Psittacidae
Gene: NUDT14
Product: nudix hydrolase 14
Exons: 7
Coding region: 220-858 (212 amino acids)
Biological process (GO): ribose phosphate metabolic process; nucleoside phosphate metabolic process
Molecular function (GO): UDP-sugar diphosphatase activity; metal ion binding
Source: RefSeq, a predicted model, not a curated record
GCGCGCGCCUCUCUCCUUCCUCCUCCUCCUGGCGGCCGCUGCCCCGGCAGGGAUGGAGGCCAUCGAGGAUCUGGCGCUCAAACCCUGCACCUCCUCCAUCUACCUGCGGCCUUACCGCCUCUGUUACAGACAGGAAAAGGAUGAGGACAUGACCACCAUUAUGGGAAUCAGAUUCCUGUUGAGUCUCUCAAAAUUGAGAGAGACAGGAUUCUAGGAAAGAUGGACAUCUCAUCUGACCUGAUACGACUUUCUUAUGCAAUUUGUGCUUAUAAUGGCACUAAGAAGGUCUGGGAUUUUAUGAAGAUACAUGACAGUGUGUCAAUCCUGAUCUUUAAUACUUCUCGGCAGUGCUUUGUUCUGGUGAAGCAGUUCCGCCCAGCUGUUUACAUGUGUGAAGUAGGAAAGCAUCAUCCUCAACUUUUUCAGAAUCAGGACAAUGAGAGCUUCUCUCGUCUAGAGGAUCCCUUACCUGCUGCAGUAGGAGUGACCUAUGAACUCUGCUCUGGCAUUGUUGACAAACCAGACCUUUCUUUAGAAGAAAUUGCAUGUGAGGAAGUCUUAGAAGAAUGUGGCUAUCAUGUUGCUGUUACAGACCUAAGGAAAAUCACUUCUUACAGGUCUGGAGUUGGUGUGACAGGUUCUAGCCAGACAUUAUUUUAUGCAGAAGUCACAGACCAGAUGAGAAUUGGGGAAGGAGGUGGCCAAGCUGAAGAAGGCGAGCUGAUUGAAGUUGUAGAAAUACCUUUAGAAGAGUCCAUGAAGUUUGCUUAUGAUGAGACUCUCCAGAAGACGAUGGGCGUCAUCUUCAGCUUCACAUGGUUCCAAGACAACAUAGCACCCAAGCUACGGAAAAAAUAAAAUCAAAGCACCUCGAUUGCAAGAAAAGCUUUCCAACUGGUUCUGUGGAUACAGAAAACUGCAAAUCUGAUCAUCAUGUCUUCUCAUGGGGCAAAUCUUUCUGGAAAUAAAUUUAGAAACAAAAUCUCAAUUAAAGUCCUGACCCAGUUUCCAUCAUUAGCAAAACACUUGCUGGCUUCACUGGGGCCAGGAUUUGCCUCUGAGGCAAAUGUGAGUUUUUGCACAAAAGUCAAAUUAAUGUGUUCCAUUCUUUUUCAUGGCACUGUGCUGCCACUAUUUUGAAGACUCACUCAGGACCUUAGUGCAGCUGCUGUGUGAGCCUGUCACUGGGGUCUGUACAUACUGGCAACUGUGUGUUCACUGUAGUUUCUGACAUUUUUUGGGGUGGAAGCAGCAAAGCUUAAUAAUCACAGAUACAAUUACUACCUUCCUGAGUAAUGCACAGCUUUUGGGGAGUAGCUUUCUCUGUGGUGUGUAGCUCCUGUACAGAGAUGUUUGCAUUUCUCAACAUGCAGACCUUCAUCUUACAAGCAAAUGUGUCUGUAAAUCCUUCUGCUAAUGUGUCAUUUUGACAAUAGACCAGCUGUAAGAUUAUGUGCUUCUGUGUGUUCCCACUAUAAUGCUGAGCAGCAGUGAUGGUGAUGGAUGAAUGAUGGGGGCUUCUACUAGAACACAUGCUGCUUUGUUUGUUUUAUGGGUUAUAGUUGCUUAUGAGACCAAACUUUGUCCUCAAAAGUGGGACUAGAGAGGGCAAAUUCUUUUAAUUUGUCUCUGCGGUGACUAAUACAGGUGAUUUCAGUGGUCUCGGUUUCUGUCACCCAAAUGGGAAGAAUGAAACUUACCCCUUAGAUAAUGUGCCUUGAAACCUAAUGAUCAGAAGUGCUUUACUUCUCAUCAUUUGUGCAGAUUACACUGAAGCCCAUGCAACCUGCACAGACAUACUAAGCAACACAAUUUGAUUUAACAAAGUGGUCUAAUUAGAACGUAUGUUACUUCUAGCAGCGUAGCUUAGAUGUGGAAUAUUUGUCAUGUGAAACUUAAGAGCAUGAAUGAAAGAGAAUCAAAUCUGGCAGUUUAAUGAUGCACUGGUUUAUAUUAUUCACUGACUUAAUGCUAAUUAACAUGCCUACAUUAUAUGUCCUCCUAGGAUUGCUGAGGUACUAAUUAUGUUUAGAAGAUGAGCACUGUGAAUACAUGAACUUUCAUAUAGCAACUAGUAUAAAUGCAGUACAGAUACCUGAUGGUAUCCAGUGGCUGAUUUAAAAUCACUGCAUAUCUAAAUAGCCUUAUAAAUAAAUAAUUUCUUUUUUAAAAGCUUUUAGAACUGGUGCUUGCUGGUUCCCCUACUAACAGGGAGGAAAGGUCCUUGGAAAGCCACUGAAGAAAGAGCAGCCUUUGCCUGUGGGAGUCAUAUCUGUGUGAAAGUUCAGACACAUUUGUGUCAAACUGUGCCUGGUCUGUGGUGAGUCAAGGGCUGAGUUACUGUGAAAAGCAAAUAAAUUCUGUCUGUCCAUGUAUUUACACUGGAAGUUGUUUUAGGGAGGGAUCUCCACUGCUCCAUGUCUUUAUAGUGUCUAGUACUAUGUGUUCUGGUUGCUGCUGGGGCCUCUGUGAGCUACUACAAUGUGUGUAAUAAAUAAUGUCCUUCAUUCCA